AUGGUGUACAGCUCUCUUGUUCAUGCUGCCGCUCAUCUCGCGCGGCGAGUCGCCAGCUAUGACGAGGAGCCAUGGACCGAGGAGCAAUGUGUGGGCCAUCCCAUCACACAUGAUGUUCACUAUCCUGGCCAGGGAGACACUGUUUAUACGGGUGAACAAAUUACUCUCUCAUGGCAGAGUGAUUUCAACGUGACUGGAAAGCUCACUCAGAAGUGGAGCGCCGAGAUCAGAGACUUUACCAACAUGAGCUUCCCUGAGGCUUGGAGAUACCAAAUCUUCUCCAACGUGACAUUCAACUAUCCAUCGGACGACUGGACGCUGUGGAACCGACAAUGCGAAGAGUACUGGACCUUGAUUGAACGCAACUGGACAAUCCCUGAGGAUCUCGACCUGAAAAGCGGCAAGUUUGCCGUGAUUUUCAGGAACGAAACAAAUCCAGCAAACAGAACAUCCGUCUUCAGCGAUCUGUUCUUUAUUGAAAACAACAAAACUUCGACAACGACAGCGCCUACGCAAACUGUGACCGUCACCAUCGCGACGCCGGCGGCGACGAAUGGAGGUUCAGAGACUACCGAAAGUACACCGGCGCCGACUAAUGAUGGGGGCCUCUCCUCGGGGGUGAAAACUGGCAUCAGCGUCGGCGUUGCGGCGCUGACGACUUUGUUGUUGCUUGGUCUUUAG
Messenger RNA from Fusarium keratoplasticum, 681 nucleotides. RefSeq lists its product as uncharacterized. The coding region runs from base 1 to 681 and encodes 226 amino acids. The transcript is spliced from 2 exons. The record is from RefSeq and is a predicted model, not a curated record. NCBI's taxonomy places the organism in Eukaryota, Fungi, Ascomycota, Sordariomycetes, Hypocreales, Nectriaceae.